Nycticebus coucang (slow loris) is the source of this 176-nucleotide messenger RNA. Its product is annotated as 60S ribosomal protein L39-like. The transcript has a single exon. Gene Ontology annotation, molecular function: structural constituent of ribosome. Lineage: Eukaryota; Metazoa; Chordata; Mammalia; Primates; Lorisidae. Bases 13 to 168 code for a protein of 51 amino acids. Gene Ontology annotation, biological process: translation. The record is from RefSeq and is a predicted model, not a curated record. Gene Ontology annotation, cellular component: ribosome; cytosolic large ribosomal subunit.
UCGUUUGUCGCCAUGUCCUCUCAUAAGACUUUCAGAAUUAAGCGGUUUUUGGCCAAGAAACAAAAACAAAAUCGUCCCAUUCCACAGUGGAUUCAAAUGAAAACCGGUACUAAAAUCAGGUACAACUCGAAGAGGAGACACUGGAGAAGAACCAAGCUGGGUCUAUAAGAAAUUGC